Molecule: messenger RNA, 876 nt
Organism: Stylonychia lemnae
Lineage: Eukaryota; Ciliophora; Spirotrichea; Sporadotrichida; Oxytrichidae
Source: the annotation of a GenBank genome assembly
AUGACGUGUAGAAAUCUUACGUACACAAUCCUACUAGUAGCUAUUUUAGCCUUCUCAUGCCUUGGCCAGGAAACUAAUACUGCUUAAACAGACAAUACCACCGUAGUCUCAAACAGCACCUCAUCUUCAAAUGAUACAGCAGUCAACUCCUACUGGGAAGAUUUCUAAAUAGGAGCAUCUCAGAGCUUCAUCAUCAUAUUUUUGGCUGAACUAGGAGAUCGUACAUUCAUUAUGGUAACAUUGCUGUCAUCGCAACUAAACAAGUUCUCAUUGUUUUUGGCAGCCUCAAUGGUAAUGACUAUUAUGCAUACCAUUUCAACCCUGAUUGGAGCAUUUUUUGCUUAUCUCAUACCAAAGAUAGUUGUCUCAUAUCUUGUAAUUGCGCUCUUCUUAGGAUUUGGAUUUAUGAUGUUAUACAAGGGCUGUAAACCUAAAUCAGAAGCUGAUGAGGAAGAGGACGAAAAGGCAGAAAUUAUAGAGUAGUUAGAAAAAAUGAACAUCCUUAAAGACAAGUAAGAACCAUUACUAGAGGGAUAAAAGAAGAUUCAUGACUAAGAAAAGCAACCAGCAAAGAAAGAGUAAAGCUUGGCUUGGUAUCAGAGAUCUACAUGGGGAUUCCUUAUCUUUUCACUUAUGUGCCAAGAGUGGGGAGAUGUCUCUUAAGUAGCAGCUAUUGGACUUGCUGCCAAGUAUGGUACUCUAGGUAUUAUACUCGGAGGGUCAGUUGCACACAUUCUCUGCAUUUUAGUUGCUCUCCUUCUUGGAGUUGUCGUCGAAAAGUUCUGUAACGAAAGAUGGCUUAGUAUUUUCUCAGGUAUGUUAUUCCUGUCAUUUGCUACUAUGGAAAUCAUCAAAGUGGCUACUGGAAGUGUCUGA